GAGAGAUGGGGAGAGAGGGAGAAAGAGAGGCUGGAAAGCAGAGACAGAGCGUUGCGCAGGAACGAUGAAGAGACAGGCUUUUUGCUGCGAUCGGUGUUUUCAUCAGUAGUCUUGUUCUUUAGCUGCUGUGUCGUGGGGAUUGCAGACAUUUUGCCACUCAAGCUCUCUCUCUCUCUCACACACACACAAACUUGGAUUAUCUGCUCAACCUCACACACACACACACACUCCAAAUCUGCGUGCAUACACGACACAUACACACAGCGGUCGCUGUGCUAGUAUGGCAAGAUGCUGCUGUGGUAUGACAGGUGUGUCAGGUGUGUAUGAGACGGGGAUCCAUGCGUGUUAAUUCCCAUGCACACUUUGACACACUCACGCUUUGACUCGAUGCCCGGUGCCUCUGACAGGCUGAGGGACACACAGCAGGCCUGGCCAGGGACCCUCCAUGCCAUGGAAGAAUGCAAGCAGAUCAUGGCACGGCAGAAAUCUAACAGCCAGUCAGACUCACAUGAUGAUGAGGUUUCUCCCCCACCGCCCAACCCUGUUGUCAAGGCCCGGCGACGCAGGGGAGGGGUCAGUGCCGAGGUCUACACUGAAGAGGAUGCUGUCAGCUACGUGCGCAAGGUGAUCCCAAAGGACUACAAGACCAUGACCGCCUUGGCCAAGGCCAUCUCCAAGAAUGUGCUGUUUGCUCACCUGGAUGACAAUGAGAGAAGUGACAUAUUUGAUGCCAUGUUUCCAGUCACCCACAUUGCAGGGGAAACAGUCAUCCAGCAAGGUGAUGAAGGCGACAACUUCUAUGUGAUUGACCAAGGUGAAGUGGAUGUAUAUGUGAACGGCGAGUGGGUGACCAGUAUUGGAGAAGGAGGUAGUUUUGGAGAGCUGGCUCUGAUCUAUGGGACUCCCAGAGCUGCGACCGUCAAGGCCAAGACUGAUCUUAAACUGUGGGGCAUCGACCGAGACAGCUACCGGCGCAUCCUCAUGGGUAGCACACUGAGGAAGAGAAAGAUGUAUGAAGAGUUCCUUAGCAAGGUCUCCAUCCUUGAGUCUUUGGAUAAGUGGGAACGUCUGACGGUGGCCGAUGCUCUGGAACCUGUUCAGUUUGAGGAUGGAGAGAAGAUAGUGGUGCAGGGAGAACCUGGUGAUGACUUCUUCAUUAUUACAGAGGGAAUAGCCUCUGUUCUGCAGCGCAGGUCUGACAAUGAGGAGUAUGUGGAGGUUGGACGUCUCGGACCCUCUGACUACUUUGGUGAAAUCGCUCUACUGUUGAACCGUCCGAGGGCAGCCACCGUAGUCGCUCGUGGUCCGCUCAAGUGUGUGAAGCUGGACAGGCCCCGCUUUGAGCGUGUGCUAGGGCCAUGUUCAGAGAUCCUCAAGAGGAACAUCCAGAGAUACAACAGCUUCAUCUCCCUCACCGUGUGACAGCUCGGCCCCUCUGGGCCCCACCAGCAGGGGUGGGCAGCAUCAGCAUCAGAGUUUUGGUCCGUGGGUGGGAAAAGGUAAGGAUGUGGGGUAAAGGACACGGGUUUUACAUCCACAAUGACAGGGCGCUCAUUUCCUGCCCUUUCUUUUCCAUUUUUGCUUGUUUCUUUCUUUUCUUUGAUCUUGUGCACUUUGACUUGACCUGUGCUGUCACGUAGCUUUAUGUCAAAAACAACAUGCAGGAGUGUAAAAAUGAGAGCGAGGGCAGAAGAGAUCAUUCAACUGUAAAUGAGUCAUGUAUACAGUAUGUCAACUGUAUAUGAUGCAUGCUUCUAGAGUGACAAAGAAUGUUUUUUGCACUUUUCAUGAAUUUUUAUGGAAGGGUACGGAUGAAUUCAGGAAAAUAAGAAGGAAGUAAGGUCAUGUUUACGUACAGCGGGAGGAAGUGAGUACACAUUUCUUUGCUCGCUGCCUGUGGUUUGCCUUUUUAUCACUUCUGGGUGUGCAUAGUGCCAUUUCUAGGUCAGAUCAGACCCGCACUACACACACCUCAGAUCCCUAGAGUGUAGAUGUAGAGGUAUAAUAAUAAAAUAAAGUUUUGGCUGUUUCAUUCAUUCAUUUUAGUGCUUCUUCUUUAAUGUGCUUUUACUGCUGUUAUCAGUUAGGGGGUGGUUACAGGCAGUGAUAUGUUGAGUCAUGAUUUUAUGUGGCGUGUGCCAGACAAAUUAAUCAAGAAGUUGCUUUUUUCUCAAUAAAUCAUCUCUGUUCCGAUAUUUCCCUGAAACUGUUGAGUCUGAUCUGUGAGCUGUGGUAUUCUAAAAUCGCAGUAGUGUUAUCAGUCCAGUCUACAUACACACAGUCUGAAACACACUGACAUGAAACACACAACCAUACUGUAUAUGCUUACACCGUCUCAGGACUAUGUGAAUCUUCAACACACACACACACACACACACACACGUCUUAUCUAAAGUUUUUUUUAAUAUGUUUUUGCUCUAUGUUAAAUUGCUAGAUGACAGCUUUUGCACCACUAGAGUUUGUACCGUUGGGUCGAUACAGAAGUUUGUUUUAGCUGUUUUUAAGACAUAACUUAUAUGUUAUAAAUAUAUAAAAGAAAGAGGUAGAAAAUAUACUUGUGUUGUUUUCCUUUGAUCUACUGUAAUCUGUCAAAGUUGCACAACUGACCCAGCGACUGAUGUUGUAAAAAAUGGGACCUUAAAAAAAGAAUCUUUCUGUAUUCUGUCUCUCUCUCUCUGUUUCUCUUUCUUUCAACUCUGAAACCAUCUUGAGCAAAUAAAGAUAAGCUUCUGAAA
Molecule: messenger RNA, 2735 nt
Organism: Larimichthys crocea (large yellow croaker)
Lineage: Eukaryota; Metazoa; Chordata; Actinopteri; Sciaenidae
Gene: prkar1b
Product: protein kinase, cAMP-dependent, regulatory, type I, beta
Exons: 10
Coding region: 355-1422 (355 amino acids)
Biological process (GO): negative regulation of cAMP-dependent protein kinase activity
Cellular component (GO): cytosol; cAMP-dependent protein kinase complex
Molecular function (GO): cAMP binding; protein kinase A catalytic subunit binding; cAMP-dependent protein kinase inhibitor activity
Source: RefSeq, a predicted model, not a curated record